This is a messenger RNA of Schistosoma bovis, 1597 nucleotides long. NCBI's taxonomy places the organism in Eukaryota, Metazoa, Platyhelminthes, Trematoda, Strigeidida, Schistosomatidae. The record is from the annotation of a GenBank genome assembly.
UCGUUUGCCCUAGCGGUGAGAGGUGAUAAAGAGACGUGAGGAGAGUUAGUCGGGGAGAUAAGAGAGGUAUUAGGAGGUGUAGGAAGGAUUUGAACGUGACCAACUUGGUCUCGUGUGCUGUUACGGGUAUGAGGGCUAAUGUCACUUUCCGGCUGCCCACACCGUGGAAGGGUAUUUCCCGAGGAACCUGAAAAAGAAGGCAGAUUAAUGUCGGCCUUAACGGCCGGUUGACUAUAGACUUUCCCAUCGAAUCAUCAACGAGUGGGAUUCAUUACCUCAACUCUUUCAAAAGCAAUCAACUGAGAGAACAUUAUUGCCAGAACUAACACAGGCCACCUAGCCUACUGUCCUUUACACACUGAAACUGAACGUGUGAAAGCUUUCCAUAACAAUAGGUAUUAAAAAACCUUUGUUACGAUAGUAGCAUUAUAGACCUGAUGCUUUGCUGUUGUAGAGUCCAUUCUCAGCAGCAGAGCAAUACAAGUAUAUUGUAUGUACAUCGUGGUUGCUUCUUCGGUUGGCGAUCUCCAUCCAUCAUAUCACUUGUUUUCGUCAUACUAAACAGUUGCUUAUACUUGAAAAAGCUUUGAAGUUAACGUUUCUAAUUUUUCCUUGUCUUAUCUGAUAUUUUCCAGGUCGUGCGCCUAGUCAUACGAUGACUGGUCAACGUCGCUCCAUCAAAAAAACUUCCACUAGAAAGUCAGAUCUUUUUCCGGAGGAGAGAACGUUCGUCAAUCCGUCAGCUUUGAGUCCUCAUCUAUUCUGUCCAAUAUGUCAAGAGGCUUUCUGUAACCCCCAACGUGCUCCUUGUGGUCAUAGUUUUUGCAAGAAUUGUAUUGAGCCCUGGAUUCAAAAUACUCCUAACUGUCCGGUGGACCGUAAACCGAUUUCAAAAGGAUCAAUGCAUCAUGAUUUUAUUGUGGAAAAUAUAAUAGGUGAUUAUAUGGUCGCAUGUCCUUGGCGUGCACUCGGGUGUGAUUUUAUUGGCCAGUUAUCCCUUUUACCCGGUCAUAAGAAAACAUGUGUCAUGAAUCCAAGUUCUAUGCCUCCAGCUCUACGUGCUCAUACCUCAGCUUCCUUAAAUCAAGUUAAUAGCAAUCAAUCUCUAGAUCUGAAAUCUUGUAAAAAUAAUCAACAGUCGUCAGUAAAAGUUAGUUUUGUGUUUCAGUCACAACUUCCUUUGAAUACAAUUACAACGGCAGAGGGAAUUAUUGAUGGUAAUCAAUGUCCCAAUAUUCAUAGUAUUGAGUCAAGAAAUGGCUCAAGUUCGUACGACGAUGCUCAUGAAGAAAGUCUUAUACUUGUUAGUGAUGAUGAAGCUAAUUUACCGCCUGCUCCACCACCCAGUCUUUUGUUCCGACUAUACCAUAAUUCUGAUUCUAAUAGUCGUGGGUUAUUAUGUGAUUUUAUACAAAAUGGUUCAAAUACUACAACUCAGUCCUCUAGUACUAACAAUAAAAACAAGAAUAGCCCUAAUAAACGAGGACGUAAAAAAUAAACUUAAAUUCAAUACUGUUCCGGUUGAUUUCUCAAAGCAUUUCAAACUAGUGUUCAAACUUUUGCCUAAUAUGUACAUUUGUAAACACAAAUAUCCGAA